CCAUCUCUCCCCAUCACUCCCUGGGAAUUUCUUUCCCUACAUCCAUUAUUGCCCCCCCGUCCCCCGCACACACUCUUUUUUGGCCAGGAGCUCCCACAUGUGAGUGGAUUUUAAAAACGUGUGUAAUCUGGUUCAAGGUUCAGUCUGGACUUGAUCUGGGUGGGGGUCGGAAUGAGAAAUUCGUCCUGGAGUCGAUGUGGGUGGGGGUCAUAACAGAUGAAUUAUCAUUGGGCAACAUCAUGUCGGGCGUUAAGAUACGGAAGGGCGACAAUGAAACGAUAAAGAGUCCCCGAGGGGUGUCUCUUCAAUCUUAAUCCCCCCCCACCCCUUGCUCUCUCUCUCUCUCUCUCUCUCUCUCUCUAUUGCUCUCUCGCUCGCUCGCCCUCACUGAGAGCUCCUCUCCCAUCCAUCAACACAAGCGUCUCUCCACUGUCACCAGACAAGCAUACAAUUAUUGGCUAUUUACUUCUUCUUUUUUUAGUUCUUCUUCUUUUAAUCCUCCAUCUCCUUUGCCGCCACAUUAUUGACGUAUUUUUGGGCAUGUCCCCGAGCGUUUCUUCCCCAGCAGGAUGUUUUUGCAAGAGCGACGGGCGUUGAUUGUUGGCAGUAUACGUCUUUGAGCGGGUAAAUAUUUCACCAGCAGAGGCGGAACGCAAAGAGAAGCCGUCCAGCGCGACCGUCAGAGGGUGGAGGAGGGGAGCAGGGGCAGUAGAAAAUGGCUGCCGUGACGACGGUGCCCAGCUAUACCCCUUCGCUGUGGGUGAGAAUGUGUCACGCCCUCCCCCGGCUGGACCUCACCAUGCAGAUGAGGGACAACGUCUUCACCCCCGACAGCUGGGAGUACCAGCAGACGCUGCUGGUCCUGUCCAGCGUGUCGGCCAUCGCCCUGGUUAUCUCCCUCUUGGUGGUUCUGUCCUUCCUCAUUCACUACUGCUGCUGUCACCGUGGCGACCGCGGCGAGGGAUCCGAGGAGGAGGAGGAGGACGAGGACGGCAGCACGGGUCACGGCUACGGCGGGAAGAAGGGGCGAGGGAUCUGCUGCGUCACGUGGGUGGCCGUGGCGGCCGUCACGCUGUGCUGCGUUGCCAUAGGCAUCGGUUUCUAUGGCAACAGCGAGGCUAAUGAUGGGAUGUAUCAGUUGACCUCGUCUCUUCUCACAGCCAAUUAUACGCUAGCUUCCAUCGAUUUGCUGAUCUCUGACACAAUCAACGGCCUGCAGCUUUCCAUCUCGGGCCCCCUGAGCACAAUGGAGGAGAUGUUUACGGGCAGCAAACCCUUUCUGGUUUCCACGCGGAACUGCCGCAGGCUAUCCGACAACGUGAUCAGCCUCCUCUCCUCCAUCUCCCUGGCUCGGACCAGCUUCGACGCCGGACUGGGCAACGACAGCGGCAUCAGCGGGGCGUCCAUCAUACCGCUGACCCCCGUGCCACCCUCUGUGGCCCCCACAAUGACACCCUCUGGCGGCUUGCUGCCCGGGCCCUUUUCACCCGGCUGGGCGGCCAAUGCGCUGAUGGUGAAUGAGGACUACAGGUGGUUGUCAUACGUCCUGCUGCUGCUGCUUGACCUCAUCGUGUGUCUCUUCAUCCUACUUGGGCUGGCCAAGCAAGCGCGAUGGCUGCUUAUCUUGAUGACGGUGCUGGCCUGGCUGGCUCUCUUCCUAAGCUGGGGCUCGCUGGGCUUGGAGACGGGCACCGUAGUGGCUCUCAGCGACUUCUGCUCUGAUCCAAACAUGUUUGUGCUCAACUCCACUAACUUCAACAGCGGAACCAGCUCAGAUGUGCUGGAUUAUUACCUGACCUGCGGCCUACGCAUGAAUAGUCCAUUCCAGCAGCUUCUCACCCAGUCCCAGAGGGCGCUGUCCAACAUCCACACACACCUGUCCAGUCUGGAACGCAACGCUCUCACGCAGUUCCCCAAAGCCGAGAAAUCACUCAGGGAUGUCCAACAGAUACUCAACAGCACGGAGGGCAACUUCCAUCAGCUGGUGGCGCUUCUCAACUGCCGAGGUCUCAACAAGGACUACAUCGACUCCCUGAAAGGCCUGUGCUACGACGGGAUGGAGGGACUGCUCUACCUCUCCCUUUACUCCUUCCUCUCUGCUCUGGCCUUCACUGCCAUCCUCUGCUCCCUGCCUGGAGCCUGGAGGAGCUUCCCCAGCGAUUCGGAAGAGUACGAAGACUCAGACAGCGAGAGUGAGGACCCCUUCACCUCCCAUCAGGCACGUAGACAGACGGCCUCGGGGUCUUCUCAGCGCGGGGCCAUGGCCCCCUUCUAUAAUUACCCGGGGGCCAGGUGGACACCCCCCUUUUCUAGCGCGCCGCCCCUCCCGACUCCAAACGUUUCCUCCAAUGGCAACCCUGGCUAUGAGAGCCUCCCCUUGACUGACAGGCAGUCCCCACCCCCCUCUCUCCCCAGUGCUGGCAGCACUCACGCCACGACAGACCAUGACACUGCACUUGUGUCGCCAGCUACACUGACUAGUAAAAGUAUACUGCUGUACAAGCUGAACACUGACUACUCCAAACGACAACCAAGUACUCUCCCAGCAUGCUGACUGGUUACGGGGGAAGCCAAUCACACCCCAAUCCCGCCCAUUCCAGGAACCUGUAUUCACGUUGAUAACUAUUUUUUUUUUCCUUUCUUUUUCUUAGGGAAAUUGUAUAGAAGAAAAAAAAAUGUUUAGUUUUCAUAUGAAUGGACACUUUAAAAGCCAGCGAGGAAACUAAUGGAGAAGAAAAUGAAUGCUUUAGUGUGCGUAACGUCGGUACCACUUGAGUAUUAAUUGUUAUUAAAAAUGAUGAUGAUUAGAAGCACUUAUACGUAAAAGAAGCAGGUUCCAGAAGGACUGUCGACACGCUCUUAGGACUGUGUGAAAGCAAACCCUCCCCUUGUUUGUGUAAACUGUGAACCGUGCCGAGGCAAGUGGAGAAUGCUAUUGUAGUUUUAUAUUCUUAAAUGUAUCACCAAUUUUUAUUUGAAAGUUUUUUAUAUAUACAUAUAUAUUAUAAAUAUGAAAUUGUUGUAGAAAACACACUGGCACGUAGCAACAAAGCACAUUUUUUUCUGUCAAUUGUUAUGCAGUUCCCCUUCUUGGCAUAUAUUUUUUUUAUUCUUACUUUUUAUAGGUGGUUUGUGUGUAUUACCUUACGGUAUUAUGUAUAUCUCACUGGUCUAUAUCUGAAUAAUAAUCAUUUCUCUUCAAAAAAAAACAAAAAAACAAAACCUAACUGAGUGCUACAAGAGUGUGUUUAGUGGUGCUUUCACAGCUGUAGUAAGUGUUUGGUCAUCCUUGUGCUUUCACACAACAUUCCAGGCGUGCCCGAAUGCUUGUCUUCUUGGUCGGCGUUGGGCGCGGGAACGUAGACGGGAACUAUCUUCAUCGAGCGUCGGGCCGUUGUUUUCUAGCUGAGACGGGCUUACCCCCAAACGUCAGUGUUAUUGUUUUAGUCCUAAUUCACAAGCUUAUACUACAUCAAAACGCAUAACUGGGGAUGCUCCGAUCGAUCGGCCGCUGAUCAGUAUAGGCCGAUUUCCGUAAAAAAUUGCGUGAUCAGUGUAUGCCGAUAAAGUGCCGGCAACGCCGGUCACCUGUGGCUAGCGCUACUGCAGCACGCAGCGACCCUUUCGUGCAGUGUAGUGUCUUGCCCUAACGACUUGGCCAGUGUCGUCCUCCCACUUUCCCGCGAAACAAAAGCAAUCACGCCUGCCGUGUGGAACCAAACUGCUAACUAUCGGGUGUAAAAAGCUUUAAUACGGCAUUUGAACAACAACACUUGACGGAGAGUAUGGUGAGUUUUGGAGGCUCACGGCAGCUCACGUCAAACGAAAGCUAAGCCACGUGGCUUAGCCAGCGCGCACCCGUCAGACGGCUAAGCUAAUAACCCGAAAAAUAAUUGAAUUCAUUGCAUGAGAGCGGCCUUUCAAGUCAAAUAUGUUUUUAUGUCUAAAUUAAGGUGAUUUUAUGGUUCCUGUUUUCAUAUCAUAUCCCUAAAGAAGGCGGUGAUUUCGACAAAGUAUCAUGUAGCCCAGGGGACUUUUUUUUCAACCUGGCAAAAAAAAAAACAAAUCCCAAGAACGUUCCCGUGUGGACAGGGCUAUGUGAUCGGUAUCGGCCAGUUUCACUCAUGGGUGAUUGGUACCGGUAACAGCAGCAUAAAAUCCUGAUCGGAGCAUCCCUAAUUUUAAGCGAUAUAAUGCUUCUUCUUCUUCCCAAUGACAGUAAAAGUGUUGGGCUGAUUCACUGGUUAGGUAGUAAUAGUAAUAAUAAUCUCUCAGGUGGAUUUGAGGGACUUUAUCUAGCUCAGGAAAUCAAAGAAUUUUUUCAUAUUCACACUUGUUCAGUGGAACCUUGGUUAGCGUUCGCCCCAGUUAGCAUGUGUUUUUGGUUAACGUAGAAAAUUUACGCCACAAUUUUGCCUCGGUUUGCGUGCAUUAACAUGCAAAAUGGUUUGCGUGUUGUCACGUUAUUAAUACAUACUGCGCGAGUCCAACUCUGUUCUUAAUGUAUUUUUAUCUACGUAUUUCAUUUCAUCUUUAUAUAUGUUAGAUUUAAUGUUUUUUUUUUUACUUUGUAUAUUUUUUAUAUAUACAUAUUUAUCAAUCUAUUUUUAUCACAAAACGUCCCUCUUUGUUAGCAUCCUAUUAGCUAGCUAAACAAAAUGGCAACCGGAAGCGGAAGUUACGUCGUCUGCCUAUGAUGUCACCAGCAGUUGACUCGAAAAUGUGAACGCACACACGUUUUUGUACUUUUAGAAUGAUAGUUUUACGUACAUAAACAAUGUGAAAUGCAUCUACAUGAUGAAUAAGAGGGAAAAAUGAACAUUUUAAGCUUACUUUUAUGCUUACGCGAUUGUUCCCAAAGACACGAUGUGGCAGCAGGAUCAACCAUCACCACCUUCCUGUUUUCAAUCACGUCGACAAUCACAUCUUCAAUAAAGAUAAAACUGACUUAAAUGUUCUUUUAUCCCUUUCAUUUAUCAUUUAUACGCAUUUACAAUUGUUUUAUGCUUGUCAAACUAUAAAAAUGUGUUGUGUAUUUACAUUUUUGGCUCUCUGGAACAGAUGAAUUGGAUUUAUAUGAUUUCUUAUCGGGGAAUUUGAUGUAACAUCUGUUUCGGUUCGAGUUGGACCUUCUGGGAUGAAUUAAUGACACUAACCAAGGUUCCACUGUACUCACCUUUUGUAAAAAUAGUAAAUAAAUAAAUCAAUAAACUUUUGUCAGUGCAGUAUAAGGAUAUGGAGGGCCCCAAUGGCUGGGUUUUCCUUGGGCCCCCAAAUGACUAAAUAGCGUCAUCUUUUAAGUAAAGUGCAUUUUUGCUGGUUUAGUCUGCUUAGAUGGUUCAUUGGUGCUUUUAAACUCACUACUCUGACAGCAAAAAUGCUAAAAUAAAGAAAUCUGACAGCAAUCCCUCCUGUCUACUCUGUCGCCCACUGCCGACCAGUAAGAGAAGAGAUGGAAGUCAUGUGUUCUCAGGGCAUUGACUCGAUGGCAACUGGACUGUUCGGGUUGUCUUGGGCAGUCUUUGACUUUAAGACUGGACUGUUCUUGGUUGUUUUAUGUAAUCUUAGACUAAGACUGGACUGUUCUUGGUUGUUUUAUGUAAUCUUAGACUAAGACUGGACUGUUCUGGUUGUUUAUGUAGUCUUAGGCUUUAAGACUGGACUGUUCUGGUUUCUUGGGUAGUCUUAAGACUCUAAGACUGGACUGUUCUGGUUUCAUGGGUAGUCUUAAGACUGGACUGUUCUGGUUUCUUGGGUAGUCAGACUCUAAGACUGGACUUUUGGGUUGUCUUAGAGUCUUAAGACUGCACUGUUCUGGUUGUCUUAGGUUGUCCUAAGACUUUAAGACUGGACUGUUGUGGUUGUUUAGGUAGACUUAAGAGUCUAAGACUGGACUGUUUGGGUUGUCUUAGGACUUUAAGACUGGAUUGUUAUGGUUGGUGAGGUUUUCUUAAGAGUCUAAAACUGGAUUGUUCUGGUUGUUUAUACACUCUUAGACUUUAAGACUGGACUAUUCGGGUUGUCUUAGGUAGUCUUACUAAGACUAGUGUCUAAGACUGGACUGUUCUGUUUGUUUACGUAGUCCUAGACUUUAAGACUGGACUGUUCUGGUUGCUUUGGUAGUCUGACCUGGAUUGAGAAUAUCCACUGGUGUGGUUUGCUGUGACACAUUUAGGCAUGUUUUGAACUAUGGAUGUAAAAGCACCCGUACUGAUCCGAUGGAGAACCCAAAAAGAAUUUAUCCCAUGCAACGGUAGGUACAUAGCAAUAUGACUUGCUAACGGUGCGGCCCUGGCCUUACCGUAACCAGCAAUAAAUUAAAAAAAAGAAAUAACCAAUGUACAUGUAUAGCAUUGGGUUUACAAUGUUUUUGUGUAUAUGUUGGAGAUUUCAUUGAAUCCCUCCCCAUCCUUACUUGCUCACCUUGUUCUUUGAGUUUGUACUCUCAAUGCUCCUUUUCAAUGGCAUCCUUUUACACUCAAGAGUCUAAUAUGAAUAAAAAAGAACUAAUAACA
This is a messenger RNA of Dunckerocampus dactyliophorus (ringed pipefish), 6515 nucleotides long. It is a transcript of the gene ttyh1, whose product is annotated as tweety family member 1. NCBI's taxonomy places the organism in Eukaryota, Metazoa, Chordata, Actinopteri, Syngnathiformes, Syngnathidae. The transcript has 16 exons. Gene Ontology annotation, molecular function: intracellularly calcium-gated chloride channel activity; volume-sensitive chloride channel activity. The coding region runs from base 716 to 2554 and encodes 612 amino acids. Gene Ontology annotation, cellular component: plasma membrane; smooth endoplasmic reticulum membrane. The record is from RefSeq and is a predicted model, not a curated record.